Equus caballus (horse) is the source of this 3587-nucleotide messenger RNA. NCBI's taxonomy places the organism in Eukaryota, Metazoa, Chordata, Mammalia, Perissodactyla, Equidae. The record is from RefSeq and is a predicted model, not a curated record.
AAAGAUUUUAACAGCAAGGAGAUCAGAGCUUACACUCUCAAGAGAUGAGAGAUGUGAAUGAGUGCAUUGAUAUAUACUGAUGGUUGUGUUUUGAUAUGUGUUGAGUUGAAGGAAUAAGCAAGAUCCCAUCACAUUUAUGUGUAGCAGCCAAUAAAAAUGCCCCCCUCUUGCAUGACACAGGAAAACUCAUAAUUUUUCAUUUUACAGUCAAAUUUCUUUAUUCUAUGAUACUGGAAACCAACAGUAGGUCAAAAGCUCAGAAGGCUCUGUGCUUUAAAUGAAUCUCUAUUUCUACUUUAGGCUUAUCAACCUGGCACAUCCCAGGCCUAUGCUAAACUUUUCUCUAAUUUUUACAUUAGUAGCACACAAUAUAUGGACAGAAUAUAGUGAAUUUCGCGUCAGGAGGGCCAUAUUCCUAUUCAAAUUGCUCUGGAAAGUGAUUGAUAAGAUAUAAUAGAACUUUCCAGAUCAUCUGUUGUCAAACAAAGAUUGAGAUUUUGAUUAUAGUUUGGACUUUGAUUGAUUACUCGUUAGGACUGACAUCAAUUCCCAUAUCAACAGUCAAAAUUUCCCAGCUACAGAAUUAAAGUAUUUGUGGAUAAAGCCUCAAUCAGGGAUUUGAGUGUCCUUUAUGUAAAGCUACAAUCUUGACUGGUGCCUAAAUUUGCAGUUCUCACAAAUUUUAGUUAUUAGAACUUCUUUGUUUUGCAUUUAUAUUAUUUGUAUCUGUUGUGUUUUUAUAGAUUUAUUUUGUACUCGGGAAAAAUUUGCCACAAAGAAGUUAGGAGCUUCUGGUUUGACAUUUGCUGUUUUGGGCAGCUAAUUUGUAACAGUUGACAGAAAAAUCUCAUAUUCCUGUGUGGUCAGAGAUGGCGUUGGCCAAUCUACAAGUGUUGCUCACACACUGACCAUGGGCCAAGAACUCAGCCAGGGAAGAAGAAGACUGGCAUUUAAUCAAAGCCACCUAUUUGUGCCACGUCAUCUACCAGGUGUAGAAGCAAAGGAUAUUUAGUGUUUACUUUCUGUAAAUACAAAAAAUGGUGAGAGAACGCAAAUUCACAAAUGCCCUAAUGGACCGUAUCCUAAGUCACUGUCUAGUAGCAUGACAUCCUGAGUGUGCUACCAAAUUAUCUGUUCUCAUCUCUUCUUCUCUACUACAUGGUAUAACUAUCCAUUUACAUUUGGAAAAUAAGAAAAAGAAAAAUGCUUCAGCUCAUUCUGAUGAGUUGUCUGCAAGCAUGUCGGAAAGUCUAAUCUUGAAAACAAGGACAAAUUUGAUAUUCAAUCCUCUUAUAUUAACCUGUACUAAGUGGCAAAUGAUGUUUGCAAAUAAAAGCCUUAGCCACCAACCACUUGGCUAGCCAGAUACACUCUGAGUGAAGCAACAUAUUGAUGUGGGUAUAAUGGGGCAUGUAAUAUUGCUUUAUCAAGACUUUGCUUCUGUGGUUGACUUCCCACAUCUUGCAAAGAUCUUUGCAAGAAACCACAUUCAGAAACAUCAUAUAGACAUGGUUGAAUGCCUCAAGUCUUGGUUAAUGAAUAACUUUCUUUUAAAUUGGCUUAUUGCUGGUCUCACAGGCUUUCUAUUUUGGUUCUCCUCAGUCUCUCUAAAAUUUCAGGGAAAAACUCUGAGUCUCAAAAUGCCUAUGAGCAAGAAUAAGCUGAUUUUACUAAUUGGAAUGAUCUGUUUGGAACAAGGGAAAUCUGCAACUCUGUCUCUCCCCAAAGCUCCCACUUGUGGGCAGAGUUUGGUGAAGGCACGGCCUCAGAAUUACUUUAACAUUUUCAGUCGCAUUGUUGGGGGAAGCCAAGUGGAAAAGGGUUCCUACCCCUGGCAGGUGUCACUGAAACGAAGGCAGAAGCAUAUCUGUGGUGGGACCAUCAUCUCUCCACAGUGGGUGAUUACAGCUGCUCACUGCGUUGCAAACAGAAAUAUUGCAUUAACUUUGAAUGUUACUGCUGGAGAAUAUGACUUGAACCACACAGAGCCAGGAGAGCAAACUCUCACCAUUGAAACCAUCAUUGUACACCCACAUUUCUCCACCAAGAAACCAAUGGACUACGAUAUUGCUCUUUUGAAGAUGACUGGAGCCUUCAAUUUCGGCCAGUUUGUGCGGCCCGUGUGUCUUCCAGAACCAGGGGAACGAUUUGAGGCUGGAUUUAUUUGUACAACUGCAGGCUGGGGCCGCUUGACUGAAGACGGCAUCCUCUCGCAAGUCUUGCAGGAAGUGAACUUGCCCAUUUUGACCCAGGAGGAGUGUGUGGCAGCUCUGUUAACCCUAAAGAAACCCAUCAGUGGGCAGACCUUUCUCUGCACAGGCUUUCCAGAUGGAGGGAGAGAUGCUUGUCAGGGCGAUUCAGGAGGUUCCCUCAUGUGUCGAAAUAAGAAAGGGGCUUGGACUCUGGCUGGUGUGACUUCCUGGGGUUUGGGCUGUGGUCGAGGCUGGAGAAACAAUGUACAGAAAGAUGAUCAAGGAUCCCCUGGGAUCUUCACAGACCUUAGUAAAGUGCUUCCCUGGGUCCACAAACACGUCCAAAUUGGGAAGCGGAGAAAGAUCUCCAGAGCCUCAUGCAGUGAGCAGGAUCAUGUGGUCAGCAAUUCUGAGGGGCAGCUGCACUUUCCAGAAACCUCCUACCUAUAUUAUGAAAGCAAGCAACUGUGUGUCUGGACGCUGCUGGUACCAGAGGCAAUGCAUGUGUUACUCAUCUUUUCCCAUUUGGAUGCAGAGUCCUGUUACCACAAUCACCUGUCAAUAUAUUCUUUAGAAGACAGACUUAUUGGGAAAUUCUGUGGAGAAAGCCUCACUUCAUCAGUUCUCAUUGGCGCCAACUCUAUCAGGCUGAAGUUCAGCUCUGACGCCACAGAUUACGCCGCUGGGUUUAAUCUCACCUAUAAAGCUCUUAAACCAAACUACCUUCCUGAUUCAGGUUGCAGUUCCUUAACUGUCCUUUUUGAAGAAGGCCUCAUACAGAGUCUUCACUAUCCUGAGGACUACACUAACAUGGCCGACUGCAACUGGAUUUUUCAAGCCCCCAAACAUUACCUAAUUAAGCUUUCCUUUCAGAGCCUGGAAAUAGAAGAAAGUGGAGACUGCUCUUCCGACUUUGUGACAGUGCACAGGGAUGUAGAAGGGAAGACGGAAAUAGCUCGGUUGUGUGGCUUUGAUGCACCCGCCCCUGUGCUGAGCUCCUCCGGUGUAAUGCUCAUCAGUUUCCAGUCGGAUGGAAAUGUGACCUUCAGAGGCUUUCAGGCCACAGUCUCGUUCAUUCCUGAAAAAGAUUUAAACAUCUCCAGAUCAGAGGAUGAGUCAAUGUUUGUGGAGACACAGAAUGUACUAUCUGAAGAACCCAAUGCUUCUGGGGAAAUUUGGAUGCAGACAGAGACACACACGCAGGGAGAACAUCAUAUGAACAUGAAGCCAGAGAUCAGGUGAUGCAUCAUCUAUAAGCCAAGGAAUGCCAAAGAUUGCCAAUAAACUACCAGAAGCUAGGAGAGAGGCAUGGAGCAGAUUCUCCAUCACCACCCCCAGAAGGAAUCAACCCUACCAACACCUUGGUCUCAGACCUCUGGCCUCCGAAACUGUGAC